GUUAUUUUCCAACAUGCAGCUACUCUUUGACUUGGUCUUGUUGUUUUCUACUGCACUAGUUGCCAGUGCAGCUCCCCGAACUUGUUAUUCAAGAAUUGUGAGCAUGAGAAAAGAAAUCAACAACAGCAUGGAGAACAUGCAGACACCACAUUUCGCAAAACGUUGUGCUACUAAGUUGCCAAAACUGGACAUAGAUAUCCAUAACUCCUGCGUGAUGUCCAAAAUGCGCAGUUACCUGCAAGCAGCGGAAUCAACUAGUAGGCGCUGCCAAAAUACUCUGCAGCCAACAGUUCAGUUAAUCAAACGUUUGUACAUCAUCAUGGUUGUGCCUUGUAAGGCGGAACUUGUCUUCGUGACGGACAGCUGUAAUGCAUUACGUCGCACAAGCUCUACAAAUUGAACAAGCCAAAUAAUGAAAAUAAGCUUUUCGAAGAAGACAUUCAUAUAAUUGCUUUGGCUGAAAUUAAUUAUAUAUCAGAAAUAAUUUACGUUAUGCAACCAUAUUUCAGAUUAUAUUGCUUCUGGAGCCAGUAGAUGACAAAUGACCAAUAUAUUAGUUGAAUAAAAUAAUUCUAAUUUAACACUAUAUUCUUUGACAAUUUGCCGAGAGCAAGUCAGGUAUUGCUGCGUGCUGUAUCCACUUUUGGAAUAAUACAUUGCGAGUUCUAGUUCGAUCUCUGGCCUUUGAUUGCAGCUACAAUGGCCUAUCAAGUCUACUCCGCCAUUCAAACAUGCUUGAUCUAUCCCUCCCUCCUAACCCCAUUCUCCUGCCUUCUCCCCAUAACCUCUGACACCCGUACAAAUCAAGAGGUUAGGGUAAGCAGCAAUUAUUCUCCGUAUCUCAUGCUAAAGGAAGUAUGCAGGGUGAAAUCAAUCAGUGUUUAUAGUCCAGCUUAGUCAGAACUGGGGAAGAAUCAGGGUCUCUCUGAUGUAUUUAACUUGCCAUCAUUUCAACAAGGGAAAUGAACAAGAGAGUAGAUGGAACACCCAUCAAAGUCGUCGUCUCAAGGAGAAGAAGC
This is a messenger RNA of Amblyraja radiata (thorny skate), 1019 nucleotides long. Its product is annotated as cytokine-like protein 1. The transcript is spliced from 5 exons. Gene Ontology annotation, biological process: positive regulation of transcription by RNA polymerase II. The coding region runs from base 14 to 400 and encodes 128 amino acids. NCBI's taxonomy places the organism in Eukaryota, Metazoa, Chordata, Chondrichthyes, Rajiformes, Rajidae. The record is from RefSeq and is a predicted model, not a curated record.